Messenger RNA from Ostertagia ostertagi, 348 nucleotides. Lineage: Eukaryota; Metazoa; Nematoda; Chromadorea; Rhabditida; Trichostrongylidae. The record is from the annotation of a GenBank genome assembly.
AUGGAAAAACAGUAUUGGAAGCUACUUGACUUGCCAAAUCAGGAAGGCGCCGAGGAUUCGAAUGAAUACGUUGUGAGAAUUAUACACCUUCUUGAGGAGACGUCACCAUGUCCUCCUCCGUCCGGAGGAAUUGGAGCGUUGCUUAGUUCAACAAUGAUGGGGCGGACCAUGGAAACCCGAGAUCUACAUGAUAAGUACGACUCAUCUCGACUUUAUCCCAUUGUUCCCCGAUAUCCUAUUCUGAAGAAGAUGAUCAAGAGCGUGUUGAGAGCUCCUGAAUUUGCUGAUAUUUGCCAUGAGCAAACAGAAAGAUCUGUCGCUGUACUCAAUAAAAAAAUAAAACUUUGA